Molecule: messenger RNA, 1373 nt
Organism: Argiope bruennichi
Lineage: Eukaryota; Metazoa; Arthropoda; Arachnida; Araneae; Araneidae
Gene: Tango9
Product: solute carrier family 35 member F6-like
Exons: 7
Coding region: 213-1373 (386 amino acids)
Biological process (GO): transmembrane transport
Cellular component (GO): membrane; intracellular membrane-bounded organelle
Molecular function (GO): transmembrane transporter activity
Source: RefSeq, a predicted model, not a curated record
GCGUUUCUUUCUGAUAUGUGAUGACUGUUUCACACGUGAUUAGACAUACAAUAUUGGGAGUGCAUUUUGCAUUCUUCGUCAUUUCUUUUUGAGUUAGCUUGAACAGAGCAGCAGAAAGAUCAAAAGCGUUAAUUAAAUGCUAAGAGUGUUCAACGUCUUACAGUUUUGUCCUUAUUUCUGUAUUCAUAGGAAAAGACUGAAAUUGUCCGAUCAUGGCAUGGACAAAUUAUCAAAAAGCUUUGGCUUUGUUGAUGGUUGUAACUGGAUCUAUAAACACAAUAGCUACGAAGUGGGCUGACAAAUUAACUUCAAAAAAUAGUAAAGGUGAUAUUACCGAAUUUAAUCAUCCAUUUUUACAGGCAUGUGGCAUGUUCUUGGGAGAAUUAUCUUGUCUCCUACUUUUUAAAAUCAUUGUAUGUUCAGGCAAGCCAUCUCAUUUGGUAGGAACAGAAGAUAGCAAGAUACCUACAUCUGGGUCUUUCAAUCCUUUUAUAUUUCUUGCUCCAGCACUCUGUGAUUUAACAGCAACAUCUACUAUGUACGUUGGAUUGAAUCUCACUUAUGCAUCUAGUUUCCAAAUGUUACGUGGAGCUGUUAUUGUUUUUACUGGCCUUCUAUCAGUUGCAUUUUUGGAUAGACACCUGAAAAGAUAUGAAUGGCUUGGAAUUUUUAUUGUGAUUAUUGGACUUAUUUGUGUCGGUCUGUCAGAUAUAAUCAAUCCUGACGAUUCUGCUAAUUACAGUCAAAACAGUAUUAUAACAGGUGAUCUGUUAAUUAUAAUGGCACAAAUUAUUGUAGCAACCCAAAUGGUUAUUGAAGAGAAAUUUGUGAGCAAGUACAAUGUUCCACCUUUACAAGGCGUUGGAUGGGAAGGUCUAUUUGGAUUUGUCACUUUAAGUAUAUUAUUAGUGCCUAUGUAUUACAUAAAAGUAGGACACAGUAUAUUCAAAAAUCCUGAUGGCCAAAUGGAAGAUGCUAUUGAUGGGUUUAUUCAAAUAUCCAACAACUGGAGAGUUGCUUUAGCUAUUACAGGUACUGUUGUAAGCAUUGCUUUCUUCAACUUUGCUGGGCUAAGUGUUACAAAAGAAAUGAGUGCUACAACUAGAAUGGUUUUGGACAGUGUUAGGACUUUUACUGUGUGGAUAUUUUCAUUGAGUGUUAAAUGGCAAAAAUUUUAUUGGUUACAAUUAGUAGGUUUUUUAAUUCUUUUAAUUGGUAUGUGUUUGUAUAAUGAUGUAUUUAUAAGACCCUUAUAUAACCAACUUCGUGCUAAAUAUGGCAAAAGUGAAGAAACUGAGCCAUUACUUAGGAAUUCAGAUGAAGAGUCAUCUAGUCCAUUAAUAAAAUCUGGCUCAACAAGUAUAAAUGCAUAA